This is a messenger RNA of Herpailurus yagouaroundi (jaguarundi), 584 nucleotides long. RefSeq names its product patr class I histocompatibility antigen, C alpha chain-like. NCBI's taxonomy places the organism in Eukaryota, Metazoa, Chordata, Mammalia, Carnivora, Felidae. Gene Ontology annotation, molecular function: signaling receptor binding; peptide antigen binding. Gene Ontology annotation, biological process: positive regulation of T cell mediated cytotoxicity; antigen processing and presentation of endogenous peptide antigen via MHC class Ib; immune response. The transcript has 3 exons. The record is from RefSeq and is a predicted model, not a curated record. Gene Ontology annotation, cellular component: external side of plasma membrane. The annotation marks the transcript as partial.
CCAAUCAGCGGCACCGCGGUUCCGGGGGUAUUAAGUUUCCGCACCCGCCUCCUGAGACUCACAUUUCUCCCCAGACCCCGAGGAUGCGGUUCCUGAUGUCCCGAACUGUGCUCCUGCUGCUGUCGGGGGCCCUGGCCGUGACCCAGACCUGGGCGGGCUCCCACUCCCUCAGGUAUUUCUACACCGCGAUGUCCGGGCGCAGGGAAGCCCGCUUCAUCGCCGUGGGCUACGUGGACGACACACAGUUCGUGCGGUUCGACAGCUACGCCCCGAAUCCGAGGAUGGAGCCGCGGGCGCCGUGGGUGGAGCUGGAGGGGCCGGAGUAUUGGGACCGGGAGACGCGGAACGAGAAGAACAACGCACAGACUUUAACAGUGAGCUUGCAGAUCACGCGCGGCUACUACAACCAGAGCGAUUCCGGGUCGCACAACAUCCAGUGGAUGUAUGGCUGUGACGUCGGACCUGACGGCCGCCUCCUCCGCGGGUACAGUCAGGAGUCCUAUGACGGCAAGGAUUACAUGGCCCUGAACGAGGACCUGCGCUCCUGGACCGCGGCGGACACCGCGGCGCAGAUCACCCGCCGC